AAGGCACUCUGCAGAAGCUGUUAGUUUUAUUUCCCCCCAAAUAUACUCAGAAGGCACUCAAAGCCGCAACCGAAAAUGGAAGAGUAUUUGCAGUACAUGAAAACUCUCCGCUCUCAGAUCAACGAUGUGGAGGAUCAAGCCGCCAACAUUUCAGCUGAAGAGCAGAUCCAGUUUACUACCAUUCAAACCUUGCAAAACGAUAUCCUUUCUGCAAAAUCCACAAAAAAACAACUUACGGAAGACAUUGAGAAGAUGUUGACAGCAAAGGGUCAACUGUGUUCGCUGAUAAUUGAGAAACAGAGAAAAAUAGCCUCUUUAGAUUCUGAUUCAUCCACACUUACCCAGACACUGGAGCUUAUUCAACAGGAAAAAAUUAGCUUAUCUUCCAAACUAAUAGAAAAGAGUGCUUACUACUCCAAGGUGGUCGCGGAUUUUUCCUCCAAAUUGCAGCAACAACAGGAGUGGGUCAAAUCUCAGAAAGGAAGACAAAUGGAAGAGCAUGAUUUGGUCAACAACAAACUUGAUGAGAAAAUGACUGAAUCUGAAGAUAAUCUUAAUGUUGGAUACUGUAUGCUCACCAACAAUAAGGACAAUGAAGCAGGGAAUGACCUGAUUGUCAAGUUGGACUUAGCAAAAGCCAAGCUAGAUGGGAUUGUACAAAUGAAAGCAAAACUUGUGAGAGAUAAUUGCAAGAUUAAGGAGUCUAUUGAGCAAACAAAGCGUGGAGCAAACCAUUUUAAGCCGGAGCUGUGGGAAAUAAGUAUACUGACACUUGAAGAAGAAUACAAAGCGCUUCUAUCAGAUAAAGACGGAGAAACCGAGUAUCUUUCCUCACUGCGAAACCAGGUUGAACAAAUAAAGGGAAUUUCUCUUCCGAUUAAAUGUGCCUGUGGAGAAGAAUACAUGCUGGAUCUUUGUGCCUGAUCGGAUAACUCAAAAAUGAAAAAGAGCUAGUAUCUGCUACAGGUAAUGCUUAACUCAAAACUGAUCGGAUAAUAUGGUAAAAUGUGAAUAGAUGCUACGGUGUAAAUUUUUUGUAGCUAUCUGAGAAUUGUGUUGGACAACAGGCUUGAGCCAAGGGAACAUGUACGGUAAAUGCUGUAAAUAUU
Hibiscus syriacus is the source of this 1109-nucleotide messenger RNA. RefSeq lists its product as uncharacterized. The coding region runs from base 76 to 924 and encodes 282 amino acids. NCBI's taxonomy places the organism in Eukaryota, Viridiplantae, Streptophyta, Magnoliopsida, Malvales, Malvaceae. The record is from RefSeq and is a predicted model, not a curated record. The transcript is spliced from 12 exons.